Molecule: messenger RNA, 3453 nt
Organism: Brienomyrus brachyistius
Lineage: Eukaryota; Metazoa; Chordata; Actinopteri; Osteoglossiformes; Mormyridae
Product: ran-binding protein 3-like
Biological process (GO): protein export from nucleus
Cellular component (GO): cytoplasm; nuclear pore
Molecular function (GO): GTPase activator activity
Source: RefSeq, a predicted model, not a curated record
AAACGCUUUUACGCCACAAAUCCUUCGCAUACUUAUUGUUGAGGAGGCACUGACUGGUGCCUCGGAGCAUGUGUGAGGUGUCCGUGCGCACACCCACGUCUCCAAGCUGCGCUUCCAAAUCGGGAAAGCAUGGCACACAGUCCAGUUUUUACCCAUUCAUUUGUACGUCUCCUGCCAACAAGAUCGAACAGAAAGAUUACCGAAUAAUACUGGAUUUACAGAAUUUAUUUCAAUUUGUCACAUUCUGGUCUCAGCUUAUGCUGUGGAUGACGGACAGACAUCGUCUACCACUAAGGAUCAGUGGUUUUUAUUCACUUUUUACAUUUACUUUUAACGCAGUUUCUCUAAUCAGGCGCUCUUUUUUGUGUGAAUAUGAGAGAUAACGAACUUUAUUCGGGCAUCGACGGCGCGGUCUGUCCUAAUAUCGCCCUUUCAGGCUCCGCUCCGAAGCGCACAAACCCAUCGGCUUCUCCUUCGAUAAAGGAGUUUGUACCCCGGAGAUCCUGCGGAGUCCCGGCCGCUGAAAUGGAUGCGGACAGGCACGUCGCCGUGUCCAGAGAGAAACCUGUGAUCGCACCCGCUGUCUUCGUCUUCCAGAAGACCCCCCCCACCCAGAAGAGGUGGGCUGAAGACGGUGAAGAAGGAGCAGAUUUGGGGGCCAGUGCAUGCAAGAGGAGGCGGUCCUUAACGUUCCCGUCCGUGAGGCCCAGGUGCAGAAAAGGCUAUGAGAGACGAACUCGGACAAAUUCCAUUUCCUUCCCUACUCCUGCCUCAGGUUCCCCUCCAGGCCAGCAAAGGAUGCUUUUGAGACCCACGACUCUCCCAGCACCCCAACCAUGGAGCUCCCCUUACCAGCCACUGCCAGGUAAGGCCCCCUCUGACCCAGAUACAAGCCUGAUCUACAAAUCGACAAAUAGUUCAGGGCUGAAUGCGGAGAUGCAGGGUCUAUGGAGAAACAAUGGAAGGGUUGAGGCCAAAGUCAGACCAAUCAGGUUCCAGAACUGGUUUGAGUCAGUUCUGGCGGUGGUCAGUUCUCUUGCAGCGGCCAGGACUUUUCUCACUUGCAUGUCUUUAUCCAGCUUCCAUGUUUACGCUGCAGAGAGGCUGGCCACGCCCACUCUGGCCCAGAGCCACCUGCAGAACAAGCCUGUACGUUGUUCUCUGUUCCCGCAGAUGGGCCUAGGGCCCAGCGGACAGGCUGUGGUAGAAAUGGGCUGGGACAGUUCUGCAAGGACUGUGCCGCUGAUGCCGUGCGAUCCACGAAUUCUCCGUGACAAAAUCCCGUUUGUGUUUGGGGAAAAUAUGAGCGAACGAGUCCUGAGUCCAUCCAAGUGCAGCGAGGACUCCUCUGUCUCCAGCUCGGACUGCUCUGACUCUGAACUAUCUGAUGAAGAGCCCUCGUACCCAAUGUCUGAGGGGAGAACACUUCAGGAAUCCGCUGCAGCCUACACCGCCGCCCAUAGGGGGUGGUGUCUGCUCAAGCGCAUUCAGGUGGUCACUGGGGAAGAGCAGGAGAGCAACGUUGUACAGCUGACCUGUAAGCUGUUUGUGCUGGAGAGGGGGACACAGUCAUGGAGCGAGAGGGGGAGGGGGAUCCUUCGGCUGAACGACAUGGUGACAGCUUCCCAGGGCCGGCUGCAGUCACGCUUAGUGAUGAGACACCAGGGCACUCUCAAGCUUAUCCUCAAUUCCAGGCUGUGGCCGCAAACUCGCGUCCGCCGCGCCUCCCGCUGCAGCCUGCAGGUGACGGCUACCGACCUGGAAAGCCACGCCGUCCGCGUCUUCCUGGUGCAGGCCGGCGCCAGGGAUGCCGCACGGCUGUACGUGGCCAUCCAUCACCGCCUCAUCGCCCUGCGCUCCCAGCACCGCGAAGCGGAGGAUGAGGACGGAGAGGACGCCACAAAGCCGGGGCAGGCAGAGAAGCGGGAGGAGGACGGGGCAGAGUGUGGGCCUCCAUCCCCGCCUCACAUUAACUAGGCUGCCAUCCAUUAAUUCCAGGAAAUGAUGCAGUGUGUGGCUCAGUAGUUGAAGAUCUGGAAGGUCGCCGCUUCGAAUCCCAUGGCCGACAGGGAAAUCGAUUCACCAUUGGGGCCAUGAGUGAGGCCCUUAAGCCCAAGAAGUUCCCCAGAGGUCCCUGAACCCAAGUUUCACUGUUGUGGGAGAGCGUCAUGGCAAAUAUGAAAACCAUAUGUUUUUCUACCUGUGCUUGCACAAAUGCAGCAAGGUUAUCAUUCAGGAUGAAGCAGUGUAACUGUACAGUGUGGUGUCCGUUACCCAGAAUCCUUGACAUGGCCAUAUGGAUUUCGCAGGUGGGUGUGACAGGAAGUGCAAUGGUCCCUCUGAGUCAUCCUGAUGAUGUCAUCACGGGUGUGAUCUCAGUGAUGUCAUCACAGGCCUGGGGUGAUCCCCGAGAGGACUGUGCUACCCCCUUCUGCAGGCUUUCCAGAAUUCGCACCGGGACAUUAGCUAACAGCUGAUGCUUGUAUUUAAGUACUUGUGUAUACAGAUUUUUUUAUUUUAUUUUACUAUCUCCUGCUAUCUAGCAUGAUCCAUUGUGGCAUCAUGCCUGCAUGCCAUGUGCUUAUAGGAAACUGUCCUGUACAAUAAUAAUUUUGGGGAGUAGUGAUUUGAACACAUUUGUACUUUUUAUAUAAAUUAAUGCCAUUCAUACCGACUGAAAGCAUGUAAAAAUAUGUUAAAAUAAUAUAAUGAAAUUAUUAUCUGUACAUAUUUGAAGUGAAUGAGUGUUCUCGCAGGAGGUAGUGCUAUUGUUCGGCAACCGGAGGGUUGCAGGUUCGAGCCCUGGUUCCUCCUGACCCCAUCAAAGUGUCCUUGAGUGAGACACUGAACCCCAAAUUGCUCCAGGUGAGCAGGUUGGCGCCUUGCAUGGCAGCCUCCGUCAGCGGUGUGUUAAUGGGUGAAGGUGAGGCAUGAAAUGUAAAGCGCUUUGAGUACUUGUAGGAGUAGAAAAGCGCUAUAUAAAAUACAGUCCAUUUACCAUUUACCAAUUUAUUUGUAUUCAUUUUUCGCUGAUACAAACAGCCUUUGUUUAUGGCCUUCAGUGUUCAAAAUCAUUCUUACUGUCUGGAUUGCGGACUCUUUUAAUACCUCCUAUCUAUAUGAUUUAUAUUCAUAAGCAGCAUUUUUUUCCAAUUCAGUCUUGGUCACUGGUAUUUAUUUGUAGCUUCCGUAUUUUGAAUGCUUUAUGUUCCUCUGUGUAAAAUUUACCGUAACCAGAAAUAAGUUUUUUGUUUCGUUAAGGGUAGUUAUCGUCUUUCAUCUGGCGUUUUUUAAGUCUCCGUUUUUAUUUACGAGUUUGUUGCAAUAAGAAUGAAUUUAAUUAUAAAAUCCUAAAAACCUUUUUCCAUAUGCUCAGUAUUGCGGGCUAUAUAUUUUGUUAAAACGUCGUCUUCCGUUCAUUUGUUCCAUUAUUAAAUGAUUAUAUUUUAUUUA